UUUUUUUUUUUUUUAUCACUAUAUUCAAUAAACUGGACUAUCAACUGUGAAGUAUUCCAACGAUAACCACAGGGGCUUCUUUUUCUUCUCUUCAUCGUCUUCAUCAUCAUUCCUCUUUUUCUUCAUCCCCAUCCCCACCAUCCGCCUUCUUUUUCCUCUUUUCCAGGACGCAACCACUGCAGAGGACCCCUUUGCCAUGCCCUCCUCUGACCCCUCCAGCUCAAGGAGACCGCUUCUCCUGGCGGCGUCCUUCAUCUGCUCCUGCUUCAAUAUGUUAGUCUCAGGAUCGCUCGACGUCUUUGCUCUUUACGCGCCCUCGUUCACGACCAGGCUAGGCUACUCUCAGACAGAGACCAGCGCCAUUGCCAUCAUUGGCAACAUAGGUCUCUAUGGCGUGGGUCCCGUCAGUGGCCACAUGGCUGAUAAGCUAGGCCCACGUCCGACCUCGUUCAUUGCAGGGUGUCUUCUCGCUCUCGGAUAUGGUCUCCUUUCAGCAGGAUACGCCAACGGCCUCGACAGUGUCCACCACAACCAGCCCCCAACUCCGUUCCUGUUCAUGGCUCUGUACCUCUUCCUGGCUGGAAUGGGUAACAGCGCUAGCUACAUGGCAGCGUUUACCUCCCUCGCAAAAAAUUUCACACAUGCCCGUGGUCUUGCUCUAAGCAUCCCGACCAGUUUCUUCGGUCUUUCUGCCGCAGCUCUGACGCUGAUCGCACAUUCUUUCUUUGUGAUCAAGGUCCGCAGCCAUCUCCACAUUUUGGAGGACAAACAGGAACUGGAUACGGCCAAUUUUUUGCUCUUUCUCGGGUUGCUCGGUGGACUUGUCAAUGCAAUCGCCUUCGUCAGCAUGCGGAUCCUACCUGCACCAAACCCUAAUACCGCAAGCAACGUCCUGGACGACCAUACAAUUGAACCAUCGAUCCUCCAGGGAGCAGCCGCAAUGGUCAGGGAUGAAAACGAGGAGACGCCAUUAUUGAGGGAAGGUUCGAUCACGCCAACCAUCGCCAACGCUUCGAGCGUGGACUCUCAGUAUUCAACGGCACCUACUAGGCAUCCUCAUCACCAUCCCCGCUCUAUCAGCGGCAAGGCUUUCUUCUUGGAUCGAGAUGCACAGUUGUUCUUCCUAGUGAUGGUCUGUCUGACCGGAACAGGCCUCAUGAUCAUCAACUCAAUCACGGCAAUGGUGGACGCUGUAGCCGCCUCCGAAAACGCGGAUCUACCAGCAACUUUUAUAGGUCGUUUGGGCGAUAAAAGUCCUAUCUCUGCAAUACACGCGGUUCAUGUGGGACUGAUCAGCUGCUCGAGCUAUGUCAGUCGUAUCCUUGCUGGAUUUGGAUCUGACGUUGCAAUCCGCCGAUAUGGCACCCACAGAAUUAACGUCGUACCUAUAGCGGCCGCAUGCAUGGCUCUUGCUCAAGUCGUGGGUAUGUUUGCAUCGCUGCGGUGGCUCUACCUUUGCUCCCUUCUCACUGGACUCGGCUACGGAGGGUUCUUUGGCGUGGCCGGGAUCAUUGUGGCAGAGUUUUGGGGCGAAGGGACUUGUGGACAAAAUUGGGGUUGGCUUUCAUGGGGAUCUGCUCUUGGCGGCCUGCUGUUUAAUCUCCUGUUUGGCCUCGUUAUGGAUGCAGCUAGGCCAGUGGUCGAUGGAGAGCCUCAGGCUUGCAAGGGGCAUCGCUGCUUCCGGUGGGCACUUGUGGCCUCAUUUUUGGCCUGCGUCUUUAGCUGUGGGAUCAGCAUCAUUAUGUGCAUCCGACAGAAGCGGGGAGGGGCAUUGAGGAUGACAUGAUAGAGAUAAUUGGGGAAGAGAGAAGAGGAUCAUCAUUCUUAAUUCAUGAACUCUGUUCUUUGCGUACCCUUUACCCUUUACCGCUUUUUCGGUCUAUAGAUACAUAGACCUGUGCAUACAGUACAUACAUCAAGUAAUAAAGUAAUAAAUGCGGUAUGCUGGCUACACCAUGUAGUAAACCGUAG
This is a messenger RNA of Gamsiella multidivaricata, 1971 nucleotides long. RefSeq names its product major facilitator superfamily domain-containing protein. The coding region runs from base 197 to 1786 and encodes 529 amino acids. Lineage: Eukaryota; Fungi; Mortierellomycota; Mortierellomycetes; Mortierellales; Mortierellaceae. The transcript has 3 exons. The record is from RefSeq and is a predicted model, not a curated record. Gene Ontology annotation, cellular component: membrane.